CAAUCGCUGUCGUGAAUUCAGUCGUCGUAGAUUUGCACAUUUCAGAUCCAGCCAUGCCUAUCAAGGAUCGGCUGGCUAGCUUGAAGAGGUUCAUUAGCAAAGACGAGCCAGAUCUAGAGAAUGGGGUCAUCACAGUGCCUACAGAGGAAGAGGAAACUACUGAUUAUUUCCUACAAAGGGUGCAUUCAGUUCGGGAAGCGAUCACAGAAAUGGACUCUGUAGUGGAACUAAUCCGACAGAUGCACAGCCUUUUGCGAGUUUCCAACAGCACUCCGGACGUCGAUAGAGAGAGGCUUCGGCUACUGUUUGAGAAACUGUCAGAAGUCAUCGAAGAAUUUUCUCAUGAUCUCGACAAAGCCGUUGCAGCCGUCAACGAUUUUCAUGAUGAAGUAAAACUCUCCACUGAUAAGAGGUGUGCACACUAUCGCAUGAGGAAGAAUCAGACUGAAAGUCUGAAGAAGUCGCUGCACUCAGUGAUCCUUAAGUUUCGAAAAGAAGAGGUACCGUUCCUCCAAGAAUCCAAGCCGACUGCUGAACAACACUUGAGAGAGUUCAACAUGAAACCUGUCGUAGGAGCUGGGCUAGCUCGCAUUGAAGUACCUGAUCAAGAAACUGUUGCUGAUAAUGUAGAACAUUGCACUCGAUUGCUAAGUCCAGGAUUGGAGAUAAACGAUGUGGAAAAGGGCAACGAAGCUGAGAAAGAGGAGGAGGAGGUAGCCACGCCAUCACUGAAGGUUGAGGAGAUCGAUGAGGAGAAUGCGAACAACGAACAGAAAGCAGCUUUGGAAGAAAUCAAGCAAAGGAACGAGGAUUUGCAUAUUCUUGAAGAGGCAGUUGCCAAAGUGAACGCACUGCAUGAGCAUCUAAACUUCAUCGUCCACACGCAGAACGCCUACACUGACAGAAUUGACAAAAACAUCAGCGACGCAACUGAAUAUACUGCAAUGACUGCCAAAAAUCUGGAUGAAGCGUUGCGUCUGAGAAGCGAGGAAAGAGAGAAAAGGAUCCUGGUGUUCAUAUUCAUCGCUGUUGCCACAUUCAUUCUUUUCCUAAUCAUCGUUACUUACAUCAAAAUAUCGGUAGCGGCCGUUCCAUAG
Molecule: messenger RNA, 1097 nt
Organism: Cylicocyclus nassatus
Lineage: Eukaryota; Metazoa; Nematoda; Chromadorea; Rhabditida; Strongylidae
Source: the annotation of a GenBank genome assembly